Messenger RNA from Otolemur garnettii (small-eared galago), 5618 nucleotides. RefSeq names its product ELKS/Rab6-interacting/CAST family member 1-like. The record is from RefSeq and is a predicted model, not a curated record. NCBI's taxonomy places the organism in Eukaryota, Metazoa, Chordata, Mammalia, Primates, Galagidae. Gene Ontology annotation, cellular component: cytoskeleton of presynaptic active zone. Gene Ontology annotation, molecular function: structural constituent of presynaptic active zone. The transcript has 5 exons. Bases 2 to 577 code for a protein of 191 amino acids. Gene Ontology annotation, biological process: neuromuscular synaptic transmission; regulation of synaptic plasticity; maintenance of presynaptic active zone structure.
CAUGAAGCAAGAAGCUCUCCUGGCUGCCAUCAGUGAGAAAGAUGCCAAUAUAGCUCUUUUGGAGCUUUCCUCCUCUAAGAAAAAGACCCAAGAAGAAGUGGCUGCACUGAAGCGUGAGAAGGAUCGUUUGGUGCAGCAGCUCAAACAGCAGACACAAAAUCGAAUGAAGCUAAUGGCCGACAACUAUGAGGAUGACCACUUCAGAUCCUCCCAGUCCAAUCAAACAAAUCAUAAGCCCUCCCCAGACCAGAUCAUCCAGUCCCUCUUAGAACUUGACCAAAAUAGAAGCAAACUAAAGUUGUAUAUUGGACACCUGACAGCCCUCUGCCAUGACCGAGACCCCCGGAUCCUUCGUGGACUCACCCCACCAGCUUCCUAUAACUUGGACGAUGACCAGGCAGCUUGGAACAACAAGCUGCAGAAGAUGACUCAGGAGCAGCUUCAGGAUGAGUUAGAAAAAGUUGAACGGGACAAUGCAGAACUACAGGAGUUUGCCAAUGCCAUUCUUCAGCAGAUCGCAGAUCAUUGUCCUGACAUCCUAGAGCAAGUGGUCAAUGCAUUAGAAGAGUCCUCCUGACCCUGCUCCAUGGGAAGCCUGAGAUGGUCAACCAGGAGCCAAGAAAGGACAACUACAAGAAACAAGCGCCGAGAACCUUCUUGGCACCAAACACUACAAACGACAUCCCGUCUUGCUCAGUUAAGGAAGUGUGAUUCCAGCGGCAUUUCUAAUCUUUCAUCUUCCUCUGCCUUUCUGCUUUGGAUGUAGUCUCUACAGCGAUUUUCUGGAUGUCCAGGGUGGGUAAAUGGCUGAGUCUCUCUGACAAACUGCUAUCCAGUCAUUAACAAUGGGGACUGUGGAAGCUGGUAGCUCUGCCCUACAGGGGGCAUGGACAGAGAGCCCCCUCUCCUCCUGUCCUUUGGCAUGAGAACAAAACCCUGAGCCUCCUGUGAGUUCAACAGGUUGAGAGAAUGCUUCACAUGGACCAGAGAGCUGAGUGUUCCAAUAUCACAAUGGGUGCUUUCUUGUAAAAAGGUUUUUAAAAGUCUCAAAAGAUUAUUAGAAUGAGAAUGGGAAAAAGAGAAAACAGGGACAAAGAAAACUGACUCUUCUCACUGUCUCUUCUGCUUUCUUUCUUCGUGUGAUGUUUUCAUGGGGACCUGUGAACAAGGCUUUGAGACCUCUCAUCCCCCGCAGUGAGUCUCUACCCAGCCCUGUCUGUCCCAUCCUUCCUCACUCUGUCUUUCAGCUGGUUACCAAGAGGAUGGUGUUAAUAGUUACUCCUAGUCUCUCGUACCGUAGUUACCCGUUAAUGGUUUCCUCCAGGAUGCCACCUGCUUCCCUGCACCCUGGCCCGAGCCCCUGUAGCCCUGCAGUUGCUGAAGUUAAAGGUCCAUCUCUGCCCUUUCAGCUUUUUUCUUGGCUUACCCUCUCAGAACCUCAACUUUGUGCAUGCCUGUAACCUUCUGGUACAAAUGAAGUUUUCUUAUCCCACACAUAUUCCUUUCUCCACACUUUCAUCCAGGGAAUAUUUAUGAAAUGCCUACUGUGUACAAGUUGCUGUGUUAGGCAUCUAUUCUUGAAGAAGUCUUUUUUUUUUUUUUUUGGUGUGAAAGAGGCGUGCCUGGUUUAGUCAAAGGAGUGAAAAGCUUAUCCUUCCCCUCCCUCAUCUUUAUAGAAGGUAUCUUUUCUAGAAAAGUUUUUCAUAAGUCAGCAUUUCUCAUCUCUCAUUGUAAUGGAAGUGAUAGGUCUCAGGGGCUGAGUCACCUCUUUGCUUAUGGGGUACCACUUGGUGGCUCCGGAUUUUUGCAGUAUGCUGUGGUUGCUCUUAAGGGGCUAUGAAUUUCCACUUGCGGCAAGCCAUUUCCUACAUAUCUGCGUGUGCCUGGGGGACUCAGCCAGCUCCACUUAACAAGUCAGAACUUUGACUCCAAAGCUACAAAUCCAAUUGAAAGUACUGUCACUUUGAAGGGCAUUUUUCCCAAGCAUGGACAAUAGCCAUGGUGAAUAAUCAGGUUCCAAGAACUAGACCACCUAACCCCCAUCUAGCUGUCUGAAACUCUGCCACCAGUGGCCCACCAGACACAUCUUCUGAGGAGAGUCGCUGGGCUAAAUGCUUUGGUCUUGCAGUUUCUCCUCCCCCAGUUACUCAGAGAAUGUAAUGCUGCCUGUCAGGUCGACAGAGCUAUCAGUGCAAGGUCUUCCCCUCCCUAGCUGUGGAUGAUCCCAUCAAUCUAUACAGUCAGGUCUCCACUCCCUGCUGUAAAGCAGCCUCUCUCAUGUGAGAGAUCUGAUGUGCUCAGCUUAUAAACCUCUCACUGAGAUGUGUCCUUACAGCCAGGCUGGCCAGAGGCAGGUCAGGGGCUAGCAGUAAGUGGUGGUCAUUUGUGGUUAAUUACCUCAAUUCUAUGUAUUUAUUGCUACUACCCAUAAAUCAGAUAGAAAGUUCCUAGUACUUGAGAGCUGGAGUAUUAGAAUCUCACUAUAUCCACCAUAGUGUAAAGAACCAAAGUAUGACAACAGCCUUCACAGGCCUGUAGCAGAGCAGCGAGAGCAGAGGAGGCCCUGGCUGGCACUCUCCAGAUGAUCUGGUGGGGAAGAUGCCAGGUAGGUCUCCCUGAAUCCACCCACCUGGCCCUGGUCAGCAGGCACAGCAUGCCCCUGCACCCUCACUACUGAAUGUGUGACUAUCACUGCAUUCUCCUUCCUUCUCUCAUUUCACCCUUCCCUAUCACCUCCUCUCCAGAAAAACUUAUGAACCCUAUGACAAGUGCUUCUGAGAAGAGUUCCUCCUCCUGUCUCAGCAGAGAAGCUCCUUGAUCCUUCUUGGGCUCUGAUCUGGCAUCUCAAAUGGUUCAGGGGCUAUCUGGCUAAAGUUUAAUGGUAAAUUUGUUCUGCAUUUGUGUUGCAGAAGCAGAGUCAAUGCAGUCUCUAGCAUCUUUUAGAGUAUAGUAUUUAAUCUAGAUCACAGUAGGACGUGGCAUUACAUGACCCUCUCCUGGUAUUCAUGGUAACUAAGCUGCUACUCAUGGUAGGGAAUGUUGAAAACUCACUGCAGAAUGCCUGUAGUCUUCCUCAGACUCAUCCAUUCCAUUGGCAAAUGUAGUUACUCCUUCAGUAACUAAAGGAGCACCCCAAAUCAAGGUCGUAAAGAGGGAAAAAAGUGGGUGUAAUCCAGCCUGAGGCCCAUGACUAAAGAAGUACAAGUUUCUCAUCCUAGGGACUCAUUGAGUUACUGAUGAAGUAUCAGAAUUGAAAUUUGUAAGUACUUGGAUAUCAUUUGAAAUGGAAGGAUGUAAAUGGGCUUUAACAUGUUGAGAAAUACGAAUGGAAAUCCCCCAAAUUCAUCUCAGCUCUAACCUUUGUCCUUGCACCUUACAUUCAAGAUCUAAGUCUGUCUCUCUCUUCCUUACACACGGGAUUUAGAAAUACUGGUAAAGCAGACUGGGCCCAAGGGACCACCGUCAGUGUCGAUAAUGGCAAUGACAUGCCAUUUUUGGUCAAUUAAAGCCUGUUUGGCUUUGGAUGAGGAGCUCCUGCACUUACCCGCUACCCAGAGUGAGUGAGAGGAGAGGAAGGGAAGUCAUCAUAGAGUCCUAGUCAGCCACUGAAGUCGUCCCUCCCCAGUCAAUGGUCAGGGCUGUGAAGGAAACCAGAAUACAUCACCUCAAAAUACAACUUUAUGACUACCCCGGCAUUUGGCAUUUGGAUUUGCUGCUAGAGAGUCUUGCUCAUCCCAGAGCCAUCCCGCCCCACCUGACCACCUUACUGAAGCAGAGGCCCAUCUGCUGGCCACCCUUUUUGUGUGGGGGGGUCUUUGUGGGAAGAUCAAACCAAGGGAUACAUCACCAUGUACAGUGCAGUCCUCCCAUGGCAUUUCCUACGUGCCUGUGGACCCCGUGUCAGCAAUACCAGAGACUCACAUCUGCCCCCAACCUCGUGUCCACCCGCAGGAGUCCAGAGCCAUGGAAAGGAGAGCAGACUACAAAGUACCUAGCCACCCUGCGGAGCCUGCAAGGCCAACCUUCCCAUCACUGCCAAACCCUGGGCUUCUCAGGAAGGGACUCGAACCAUUCAAAGAAAUGUUUUAAAGAGAACCUGGAGUUUCCCCCAUGUGAACUAAGGGAAUAUAUAGGCAAGAAAAACAUUACGUGGAAAUCCUUCUGAACAAAAUGGCUGUCCUUACUGACUCUUUUUAAGCAAAAACUAUUUCCAAACUUUUUAGUGUCAAAACUGUAACCAAGUGUUUCCUGAUUUUUUUCGUUGUGUUUGGCGAGUGCUGUGACCUUGUCGUAGGUAUUUCUCCUCUAACUCUGUGGGGGGAAGUGGUCUAGAGAUUGAUUUGGGGGAGCGGGUUUUCAUCCCAUCCCACCUCUUUUGUUUCUCUGCUUGUCGAUAUUGUCUGUGUUAUUCAGAGAACUGGGGCAGUUACAUUGUGUCCAUUUUUGAGAUUAUGAAAAUAUUAAAAAGUAGUUGUAGAACUGAAAAAUUAAAGAGUUGUGCUUUAAAAAUGCAAACCAAUAUCAUGUUAAUAAAGGAAUUCAAGCUAUGGGGCAGCCACACUCCUCCCCUCCUCCCAAGCUGGUGGAGGUGGCAGCUGGGCCAGUGGCUUGGGAAACACAGCGACCAUACUCCAGAUGGGCAACUGCCUGGAGAGAGACCACUGCUGAGUGAAAGGAACGCAGAUCGGGGGCUCAGAGACUCCCAGUUGUGCCAGAUGUUCCAUCCAUCCUCAGGACCUUUAGGUAAUGGUCUCACGGUUUGUAACCCUAGAACCACCCUAUCCCCCACAUCAGUCCCAGCUCAGCGUGCCUAAUACUGUGUGGUAACCUGGGCUUGACCGUGAAGCCCACACCUGGCAGGCCACAGGACCUCCCUCCUGCCCACUUGGUGCUAUAUCAUCCAGCAGCCUGUCCAGUAUGGGCCCAGCGCUGGCCAGCCUGGAGCCUGCAAUCCAGGUGAAAUGACUCACCUUCCCUUCUUAGCACCUUCUGGCUUCAGGCUUUGAUUCUUUCCCCUUCAGCUUUUUAGGUCCAGGCUCUCUUUCAGUCCCAGAGAUGCCAUAGUCGGGAAGGAACUUGAACCCUGCUGAAGCCAGAAAAUCCACCUCUGGGCCAGAGUGAGCAUUCUGAGUCCAGCCCCGCUUUCCACACUGCACCAGUAUUGCGUUCACCCUCCGUGUGGCUUGGCCUGGCCAGGGCACCACGCCAGCUGUCUGGCCUGCCCACCCCAUUGUAGGACCAGCUUGGGAACCUGCCACACGCACCAAAUUGUCCAAGACAGGGCCUGGGGUUUGUUCCCCUGUGUUUCCUAAGAGAAGUGCCACGCUCUUAUCAGGGGAGCUGAGGAGUGAGUGCAAGUUCCUGCCUCCUUGUAGCUUGAGUUCCUUUUGGUAACAAUAGCAGCCCAAACGGUGAUGUCCCUGACGCAGAUGCACCUGCUGCCUUCAACUGUAUGUGUGUGUUCCUGCUGGAGUCGUGUUACUGACAGGAUAAUAACAUUACAAAGAAAUUGUGUUAUAUUCAACUUGGCCUUGAUAAUUAUUGUAAACACUUUGUUCAUUUUUUCUUUUUUAUUCACAAACUAAAUCCAUCAGGAAAUUAUAAAGUUAUUUAAAAAC